Telopea speciosissima is the source of this 744-nucleotide messenger RNA. RefSeq names its product beta-glucosidase 12-like. The transcript is spliced from 6 exons. Gene Ontology annotation, molecular function: beta-glucosidase activity. Lineage: Eukaryota; Viridiplantae; Streptophyta; Magnoliopsida; Proteales; Proteaceae. The record is from RefSeq and is a predicted model, not a curated record. Bases 1 to 744 code for a protein of 247 amino acids. Gene Ontology annotation, biological process: carbohydrate metabolic process.
AUGACCAUUAAUUCCAUUCUAUAUAGGAAGUCUUCAGCAUGGUCAUCUAGCCAAGAAGGAAUACAGCCAUUUGUUACUCUGUUUCACUGGAAUCUUCCACAAGCCCUUGAAGAUGAUUAUGGUGGCUUCUUAAGUCCUCACAUCAAGUGGGACUAUGCCGCUCUUUGCUAUGAAAAAUUUGGAGAUCGUGUGAAGCACUGGGUGACAAUCAAUGACGCAUGGGCCUUCAGCAACAGCGACUAUGCCGAGGGAAACAAGGCCCCGGGACGAUGCUCCAAGUCGGUGGGAAACUGUAGUUCUGGAAAUUCAGGGACUGAACCAUAUAUUGUGACCCAUAACAUGCUUCUUGCUCAUGCUGCAGCAGUAAGGGAAUACAAGGAGAAGUACCAACUGAGAAUAACACUAGUCUCACAUUGGUUUCUUCCUUUCUCUAAAGACAAGUCUAAUAAAGAUGCUGCUCAACAAGCUCUUGAUUUCAUGUUUGGAUGGUUUCUGGAUCCAUUAACAUAUGGUGCGUACCCUCAAAGUAUCAGAACCUUAGUUGGUGAUCGGUUGCCACAAUUCUCUGAAGACCAAUCUCGCAUGCUAGAAGGGUCAUUCGAUUUCCUUGGAAUAAACUAUUAUACUUCCAAUUAUGUUGCUAAUCUCCCCUUCUCCAACAAUUUUACAAAAAGUUACACCACUGAUCAUCAUGUCAAGUGUACAACUAAGCGAAAUGGGAUGCCUAUUGGUCUGAAGGUAUGA